UCUUCUUCUUUUACCAAGUGAAACCCCGCUCACACGGGCUGCCCUCGAUGAACACAUCGAACCAACCCUCCAGGUUCCUCCUGAAUGACGCAUGGAGCCCAGCAAGCCAGUCCGCUCAGUUCAGCUCGGCACGGUCCGGAGCAACAUGCAGGAUGGCGAGUGUGGAGACAGCCGCCGAACACGAACGGAUACUGCGGGAGAUUGAGAGCACAGACGCCAACUGUAUCGGGCCGACCCUCCGGUCGGUGUACGAUGGCCGGGAACAUGGCCUCUUCAUGGAGAAGCUGGACGUGCGGAUCAGGAACCACGACCGAGAGAUCGAGAAGAUGUGUAACCACCACUUCCAGGGGUUCGUCGACUCCAUCACAGAGCUGCUCAAAGUACGAGGGGAGGCGCAAAAACUGAAGAGUCAGGUAACUGAGACUAACAGGCGUCUUCAGGAUGACGGCAAACAGCUCAUGGGCUCCAUGGAGGAGCUGCAGCUGUGUCGAGUGCAACAGAGAAACAUCGCGACCACCAUAGACAAACUCACGCACUGCUUACCAGUCCUGGAGAUGUACACCAGACUUCAGGAGCAGAUGAGGGCCAAGAGGUACUACCCUGCGCUGCGGACGUUGGAGCAGCUGGAGCACACGUGUCUUCCCAGGGCGGGUCAGUACCGCUUCUGCUCCAUUAUGGCGGAAAACAUCCCCAUACUGAGGACGCAGAUCCGAGACACGGCGAUGACGCAGCUGAGAGAUUUCCUGGAGAGCAUCCGGAAACACUCUGACAAGAUAGGAGAGGCCGCCAUCAAGCAGGCGCAGCUGCAGCGCUCCCUGGACAGCUCCGUCUCAACACAGCCGAGGGCCCUGAUUGGCCGACGCAGCCGAAAGGAGGCGGCGGCGGCGCCAACGGACAGUGGCGGGCACGGGGGCAGUCCAGUGUCGGAACAGGACUCUGGCAUUCUGGAUGUGGAGGAUGAAGAUGAGGAAGAUGAAGUCCCAGGAGCUCAGGACCUGGUGGAUUUCUCUCCAGUUUACCGCUGUCUGCAUAUCUACACUGUGCUGGGUUUGCGUGAUGUGUUUGAGAACUACUACAGAAAGCAGAGGAGGAAACAGGCUCGCCUUGUGCUGCAGCCCCACUCUAACAUGCAUGAAACUCUGGAGGGAUACAGGCGGUACUUCAAUCAGAUUGUCGGCUUCUUUGUCGUGGAGGAUCACGUCCUUCACACCACACAGGGUUUGGUCAACAGAGCAUACGUGGAGGAGCUUUGGGAGUUGGCGCUGUCCAAACUCAUCGCCGCCCUGAGGACGCAUUCUUCGUACUGUGACAACCCUGACCUGGUGCUGGAUCUGAAGAACCUCAUUGUCCUUUUUGCUGAUACACUGCAGGGUUAUGGUUUCCCAGUGUCGCAGCUGUUUGACAUGAUGCUGGAGAUGAGGGAGCAGUACGGAGAAAUCCUGCUCAAGAAAUGGAACAUCACCUUCAGGCAGGUGUUGGACCAGGACAACUUCAGCCCAAUCCCGGUCUCAACAGAGCAGGAAUACAAACACUACACUUCCCAGUUUCCCCUGCAAGACCCUGAACUGGACAAGCUUCCUUUUCCCAAGAAGCUUCCCUUCUCUGAGUUUGUGCCAAAGGUCUACUGCCAGCUCAAAGAGUUCAUCUACGCGUGUCUGAAAUACUGUGAAGACCUCCAUCUCAGUUCCACGGAGGUAGACGAUAUGAUCCGCAAGUCGACAAAUGUGUUGUUGACCAGAACCCUCAGCCACUGUCUGCACUACGCCAUUAAGAAGAAGAAUGUCGGGCUGGCAGAGUUGGUGCAGGUGAUCAUAAACACCACCCACCUGGAGCAGUGCUGCCACUUCCUGGAGGAGUUCAUAUCAAACAUCACAAAUGUUCCGCCAGACACAGCAAACGCUACCAAGCUGUACGGGACCUCCACCUUUAAGGACGCUCGCCAUGCGGCCGAGGAGGAGAUCUACACCAACCUGAACGCCAAGAUCGACCAGUUCCUGCAGCUGGCUGAUUACGAUUGGAUGGCCGCAGGACAGGGAGGCGGGACUCUGGAAGCCAGCGACUACCUGGUUGACCUUAUCGCUUUUCUGAAGAGCACGUUCAGUGUCUUCACCAACCUGCCGGGAACGCCAGUAGAACACGCUACCUUACCGGGUAAAGUGGCCCAGACGGCCUGCAUGUCGGCCUGUAAACACAUCUCCACCUCCCUGAUGCAGCUCCUGCUCGACCCGGAGGUCAGACAGAUCUCCGUGGGAGCGCUGCACCAGCUCAACACCGACGUUAAGGAGUGUGAGGGUGAGUGUCCAUGUUUAGUUUUAAAGUCACCCCCACCCACUUUGUCAUUCAUCGGUUAG
This is a messenger RNA of Etheostoma cragini (Arkansas darter), 2351 nucleotides long. It is a transcript of the gene exoc6b, whose product is annotated as exocyst complex component 6B. Gene Ontology annotation, biological process: exocytosis; Golgi to plasma membrane transport; intracellular protein transport. The transcript is spliced from 21 exons. Bases 48 to 2351 code for a protein of 767 amino acids. The record is from RefSeq and is a predicted model, not a curated record. NCBI's taxonomy places the organism in Eukaryota, Metazoa, Chordata, Actinopteri, Perciformes, Percidae. Gene Ontology annotation, cellular component: membrane; exocyst.